Messenger RNA from Empidonax traillii (willow flycatcher), 1004 nucleotides. RefSeq names its product signal peptidase complex subunit 3 (gene SPCS3). The record is from RefSeq and is a predicted model, not a curated record. Bases 139 to 681 code for a protein of 180 amino acids. NCBI's taxonomy places the organism in Eukaryota, Metazoa, Chordata, Aves, Passeriformes, Tyrannidae. Gene Ontology annotation, cellular component: signal peptidase complex; membrane. Gene Ontology annotation, biological process: protein targeting to ER. The transcript is spliced from 5 exons.
CUCCGGGAGAGGCCACGCCCCCCUCGCCGGCGGUCGCGCGCCCGUUCCCUGCCGGCGCUUCCUGCCGCGUCCGCGCACCCGCCCCCCCCCGCCCCGAUCCGCGGCCGCAGCGCCGGCCGGGCCGAGCCGAGCGGGAACAUGAACACGGUGCUGUCCCGGGCCAACUCGCUCUUCGCCUUCUCCCUGAGCGUGAUGGCGGCGCUCACCUUCGGCUGCUUCAUCACCACCGCUUUCAAGGAGCGCAGCGUGCCCGUCAGCAUCGCCGUCUCCCGGGUCACGCUAAAAAAUGUAGAAGAUUUCACUGGGCCUAGAGAAAGAAGUGAUCUGGGAUUCGUCACAUUUGACAUUACUGCAGAUCUGCAGAGUAUAUUUGACUGGAAUGUCAAACAAUUGUUUCUAUAUUUGUCUGCAGAAUAUUCAACAAAAAACAAUGCUCUAAAUCAAGUGGUCCUUUGGGACAAGAUCAUGUUAAGAGGAGAUAACCCAAGGCUGUCCCUAAAAGACAUGAAGUCAAAGUACUUUUUCUUUGAUGAUGGAAAUGGUCUCAAGGGAAACAGGAACAUCACUUUGACUCUUUCCUGGAAUGUUGUACCAAAUGCUGGCAUUCUACCUCUUGUAACAGGAUCGGGACAUGUGUCUGUACCUUUCCCAGAUACCUAUGAAACAACAAAAAGUUAUUAAAUUAUAGUACUGAAUCAUAAGCAAGAUAUUUUUAUACUUGUAUAUUGUGAAUACAUUUUACUGCGGUUUCUUCUCACAUCCCAUGCAACUUUUUGGUGAAAGAAACUUAAUUUCCUCAGGUCUAACACCAUAGAAAAAGGAAAUUAAAGUUCAGUUUGGUUUUUUUUUUAAAUAAAACAUUGAAGCUGAAACUUAAGGGAAAGGUAAAUUGCAGAGUAAUGGUUUUGGAUGAGGGGGGGAAUUGAGGAUUAUUUUUUAUUUUUUUUCCUGGCCAUCUGGGUAGAGAUCUCUUUUUCUUUUAAAUAAAUAUUUUUAAACCAGAA